AUGCCCUACAACUGCUGCCCGCCCGCCCCGAGCUGCCGCACCAGCUGCGCCUCCCGGCCCUGCGUGCCCCCCAGCUGCCACGGCUGCACCCUGCCCGGGGCCUGCAACAUCCCCGCCAACGUGGGCAGCUGCAACUGGUUCUGCGAGGGCUCCUUCAACGGCAGCGAGAAGGAGACCAUGCAGUUCCUGAACGACCGGCUGGGCAGCUACCUGGAGAAGGUGCGGCAGCUGGAGCGGGAGAAUUGCGAGCUGGAGCGGCGCAUCCAGGAGCGCAGCCAGCAGCAGGAGCCCUCGCUGUGCCCCAGCUACCAGUCCUACUUCCGCACCAUCGAGGAGCUGCAGCAGAAGAUCCUGUGCAACAAGGCUGAGAACGCGCGGCUGGUGGUGGAGGUGGACAACGCCAAGCUGGCCACCGACGACUUCAGGACCAAGUGAGCGGGGCCUUGGGGCGCUGCUGUCCGCACUGACAACGCUGACGGAGCUGUCCCUGGACUGCCCCCUAAGCUCUGCAGAGUUCUUGCUUCACAAACCUCAGGAUCCCCUCAUAGUCCGUCCCUCUGUGAAGUGAUGUCCACCAGUCACGCCACGUGUCGGUGUGGACAGCUCAGGCCUCUGACGUCCUGCUGUGCCUAGACAGAAAUUGUGAGAACAGCAGAACUGUAUCCAUUCUGGAAACCUUUUAGCUCACGGACUUGCCUCUUCCUCAACCCACCAGUUCAGGAAGAAAAUAAUUACCAGAGCGUUUUACUCUAGGACAGACUGAAACAGACAAGAUUGCCAGAAAAAUUACCAACCCCAAUU
This is a messenger RNA of Fukomys damarensis (Damara mole-rat), 801 nucleotides long. RefSeq names its product keratin, type I cuticular Ha3-I. NCBI's taxonomy places the organism in Eukaryota, Metazoa, Chordata, Mammalia, Rodentia, Bathyergidae. The record is from RefSeq and is a predicted model, not a curated record. The transcript has 2 exons. The coding region runs from base 1 to 435 and encodes 144 amino acids. Gene Ontology annotation, molecular function: structural molecule activity.